CAAAUUACGUAAGGUUGAGAUUUGACGUGCUGUGUAUUUGGUUUCCGUUUCCGGUGAAUACGAAGCAGAAAAUCAAAUGAAUAUUGGUUGUUUUUAUAAUUAUCACAAUAUUGCGGAUGUUGGUGUUCCUAAAGAUUGAAUCACGCUGAUUCAAAUAAAUCUGGAUUUUUUAAAACUGCACUUUAUAGAAAAAAAAAUAAAGCACAAUUACAAAGGUAUCCAAUAAAGUGAUAUUUGAGAAGAAAUUGAAAAUAUAAAUCUGUUUAAAACUGUGUGGAUUUAUGAUGUAAACAUAUAUAAAAACAGAUUCUUGAAGUCUUAUAUGUUCUCUACUUGAUCAAAUGGUUUCUUAAAGAAAAGUCUUUUUUGUGAUUAAAAACAGAAAAUUAAAUUAAAUUAUGAGUAAUAAGAAAAAAGCUGAAACAUUACCCCUUGUAAAAAACAAUUUACUCAAUAAUGAUGAUCAUAUUGAUUGGUCAGAUCAAGAAUUGGAUGAACUAGUAGGAGAUCCUUUGGAACAUGUUUUGGAACAAAUGAGACGUCGACCACAAAAUGUAUCUCGUUUACAAUAUUAUAGGUCAAUGUUAUUUUUCUCUGUUUUAUGUUUUAUAUUAGGAGCUGUUGUGUCGUGUUUAGUUAUGAUAUUUAUAUGGAAUCCAACAUUGAGAACUUUUCCAAAUGCUUUAAAAGAUACUGUUAUUACUCAAAAAAUUGUGCAUUAUACAGAUGUCAAUAGUAUAAAAACAUUUUACAGGUUUCUUACAAAUCAAAUUCAUGUAGCUGGUAGUCAUGCAGAUAAGGAAACAGCUGAUUAUAUAUAUAGUACAUGGAAAAAACAAGGUCUUGAUGCUCAUCUGGUGCCUUAUUCUGUUUUUCUAUCAUAUCCUAACAAAGAAAAGUUUAAUAGGGUGUCCGUAGUAUUAAAUAAUAGGACAGAAAUGUUUCAUUCAACUAGUUGGGAGAAAAUUUUACAUUCUUUAGGAAAAAAUAAUAGUGAAAUAUAUCCCCCUUUUGCAGCAUAUUCUCCAUCAACUGUUGAACCUCUUUUUGGUGAUCCAGUAUAUGCAAAUUACGGUGAAUUUGAGGAUUUUUUACUACUAAGAAAGAAGGCAAUCCCAUUAGAAAGAUGUAUAGCUAUAAUUCGUUAUGGAAAAAUUAGCCCAGCUCAAAAGGUGAACUUUGCAGAACAGUUUGGAAUCAAAGGAGUUAUAUUAUAUCCAGAUCCAGCAGAUUAUGCAAUGCAUGGCUUAAAAGAUGUUUACCCUUCAUCUAUACAUCUUCCUUCCUUGGGUGUUCCAUAUUCUUCUUUAAAUCUGUUAAAGGGAGAUCCACUUACUCCACUCUAUCCUUCUAUAGAAAAUGCUUACAGGAUUCAAGAAGAAAAAGCUAAACUUCCUAAAAUCCCUGUAUUUCCUAUAAAUUAUGAAGAUGCUAGUUACAUAUUAAGGAAUAUUACUGGUUCAAAAUCCCCAGAAACAUGGAAAGGUGCUUUACCAAAUGUUGAAUAUUUAAUAGGCUCAGGAUAUAAAAAUAAUGCAAAAAUAAAAAUGGAAGUAAAUAAUAAUAAUACACAAGUUAUGAUCUACAAUGUUAUAGGAAUUAUUCCUGGAUCAGAUGAGCCUGAUCGUUUUGUGUUAUUGGGAAAUCAUAGAGAUUCCUGGACUUAUGGUUCUUUAGAUCCUUCUAGUGGGACUUCUGCAAUGCUUGAAAUUAGUCAUAUUUUUGGAAAAUUACUCAAGGAAGGUUGGAAGCCAAGAAGAAGUAUUUUAUUCUGUAGUUGGAGUGCAUCAUUGUAUGGAUUAAUUGGUUCAAGAGAAUGGAUAGAAGAAAAUCAGAAAAAUCUUAUAGAAAAAAUAGUGGCUUACAUAGAUGUUAGCAUGGCAGUUGAAGGAAAUACAACAUUAGCUAUUCAAAGCACACCAUUAAUGUAUAGAGUGUUUUCUGAGGCAGCAAAGAAGAUUCCAAAUCCAAAUGCGUUAGAAGUUUCUAAUGGAUUAUUAUCUGUGUUCAAUUCUUGGCUAAAUCACUCAAGUCAGAAUUUAAUUAAUCCAUCCUUACCAGAAUUUCGGAAUUUAGAUGACAGUAGUGAUCAUGCAACUUUUUUGUUUGGUUUUGGAAUACCUUCUGCAAAUUUAAAAUACAGUUGUUAUAAAACAGUUACUGUAUGUUCUCCACUUAUCCAUACAUUAUAUGAGACUUCUGCUGUUCAAAGUAAAUUAAUAGAUAGUGAAUUUCAAGCCGUAGGUUUAGGUAAUGACUUCAACAUCUUAGAAUAUGCUGAUCCUGAACUUGAUAAAGGACUUGUUGGUGAAGGUGAAAAAAGCAAUAUUUUGGAUGAGCAUUUAGAUUUAGAUGACAAAGAUGAUGAACUUGAUGAGGAAGUUGAAGAAAUGAAAGCUAGAUCUGGAGAAGGUAAAAAAGUUAAUGUUGAAAUUAAACAAGAAAUUAAUGCAGAAGAAGAAAAAAAGAAACAAAGUGAAAAUGAAGAAGGAAAACUUGGUCUUCAAAAUGAAUUAAAUAACGCUGAUUUUCAAACAAAAUUUUUAGAAUUUAGUCAACAAAGAGAAUUGGAAAAGAAUGAAGAAACUUUUGAAGAAGAAAGUAUUGAUUCUAAUAUAAGUAGCAAAAUAGAGGAAGGUGAAAAUAAAAAUGUAUGUAAAUUAAUUUCUACUUCAUCAUCAUCAUCAUCUGUCAUUGCUUCUGAUGAUUUAACAACUUGUCAGUCUGUUGUAUCAUUUACUAACGUCACUACUACUGUUGCUUCAAAUGUUCUUACAUUUUCUUCAUCAGAUCAGUUGCAGAUUUCACAACAUGGAAAUGGAAAUAUUAAGUCAACAAUAAUAGCACCAUCUCCUCCAGGAACAUUUGGUCAACCUCAAGUAUCUCUCCAUAGGGAACAAGAAAAUAACUCCCCAAAUCAAACACAUUUUGUUGAUCAUUUAAGAAUUUCUCAACCACCACCAUAUCCAGCUAAUGUUCCUCCUCCACCUCCCUAUCAAGCACAUAAUUUAAGACCCCAAAGUAUGUCAGUUCAGCAGCAAGUAAUAACUAGUCCAAGAGGUAUAUUUCCAAAUCAGUCUCUUACUAGAGCUAAUCUCUCAUCUAGUCAAGUUCUGUCUUCUAAUGGACAAGAAAAAUCUUUACUCCAAGAACAGCCACUGCUCUUAGAGGAUCUAGUUGAACAAGAAAAAAGGGAACAAAGACGACAGAAUCAAGAAGGAAUAAUAUCUCCACAUGCAGAUGCUCUGCUUAGUGAUAUUGAUUUUGAACGAUUGAAAGCUGAUGUGUUAUCAGGCCCACCAGAUGAUUCACUUGGUGGACCAGGGUCUUUAAUCUCUUCACAAGGUUCUCAAACAGUAACCACAAAUCAAAUAUCAUCUACUCCUCAAUGUUUUCCUCGUCCUCAUCUAACAUUAACCUCUAAUCAGCAGCAUUCACCUUCUGCUUGGCAAACACAAGAUCAGACUUUAAUUAAUCCUUGUUCUCCACGUACUCCUGGUUCAUUACAUCCUUCACCCAUACGACCUUCAAUAAUGUCACCUUCCAUUGGAACAAUAGGUAUACAUCCAGCAAGUAUGCUUCAUGGUGAACCUCCUGUAAGAGCAAAUCUUUCAAGAUCAAAUACGUCACCUGGUAAGAUUAAUAUUAAAUUUUUUAUAAUAUAGUAUUUCAAUAAUAUAAUAUAAUAUAGUAUUAUAAUAUUGAUUUCAAUAAUAUUUUAAUUAACUAUUGUGAGAGUGCAUAUUAGUCUAAAUGUCCAUACAAUCUUUACUUUAGUUGGGCUACAAUUUGAAGAAAUUGUAGAUCUAUAAAUUUCCACUGUCAUAGACUGUCUAUCCAUCUGUCUUUCUUUAAUCUCAAAAAUAGUGUUAGAUAAAUGGAAUUCAGGAUCAGAUAUAGAAUGCUUAACUAUAUAUGAACUUCCAGUCUAGACUGGAAGUUAUGUGAAUUCAAUUAAAAAAUUUUUCCCUGUAUGGAGUUACAUAGAUGACUGGCAUAACUCUGCUAUCAGGAAAAGUAUGAUGUACAGUACAAGGACAAGACACUACAAAUUUACAAUGGAAAACAUGCAUUUUAAAUUGAAUAAAUUAAGAAUAUGAUUAAAAAUUGCAGCCCAGCAUUGUGACAAUGUCACAAUAAAUAAUUGCUUGUUAACAUUGUUUUGUAACAAAAUUUUCUUCACUAGCACUGGAAACACAUAAUAUCUUGAGACCACUAAAGCUCUUCAGCUUCCAGAUUCUUGCUACAUUUUACAUGCUUUGAAGGAAGCUGAAGAGGUUUUUAGUGGUCUAAAGAUUGUUUUUUAAUGAACUUAAUUGUGUACAUAAUGAUAAUUAUAAUUGAAACUGACUAUAUAACCAAACUAUGCUAACUAUAAAUCUAAUAAAAUCCAAAUUAAAAGAUUGUGUUAGAUUUAUUAAAGGAAAGAUGUAUUGGGCAAACUAAUAGUUUCAGCUACUUUCCAUAGACAUCAACAGAUUACAAUAGGCUAAAAACGAAAAUACAUUAAUUUAAUGUAGAAAAUGUUACAAAAAAAU
Centruroides sculpturatus (bark scorpion) is the source of this 4538-nucleotide messenger RNA. RefSeq names its product N-acetylated-alpha-linked acidic dipeptidase 2-like. NCBI's taxonomy places the organism in Eukaryota, Metazoa, Arthropoda, Arachnida, Scorpiones, Buthidae. The transcript has 18 exons. The record is from RefSeq and is a predicted model, not a curated record. Bases 399 to 3665 code for a protein of 1088 amino acids. Gene Ontology annotation, molecular function: carboxypeptidase activity.